UUCAGACUUGGAUCUCUGAAGCUACAGAAGGUUUUGAAUCCAGCAGAGGUGGUUAAGGAGCUCAUUGGUUACUGUCUGGACUGCCUGGGAAGACUGCAGUCAAAAACUGAGCAUCUGCAAAAGGAGAAUGAAAGGCUUUUCAGCUGCUGGAGCGAUGCAGAGAAGCGGCUGGAAAAAUGUGUGGAGGCUAAAGAAGAACUAGAGGCAGAUCUUUAUAACCGUUUUAUUUUGGUGCUGAAUGAAAAGAAGGCAAAAAUAAGAAACUUACAGAAGUUGUUGAAUGAAGCUAAAGAAUCGGCAGCAGCUGCCAAAUAUACAAGGGAUAGUAUAGCUACCACUCAGAUGGCUACAGAAGAAGAAAAUGAAUAUGAUGGCAGCACUGAUGAGGAAAGUGAAAAUUUAACACGGCCCUCAUUACCACCAGUGCCAGAACGAAGAGAUUCCCUUCUGGGUAGCCCAGAUGUCAUUGAUACUGCUCCAAGAAGAAAACAAAGACAAAGGACAGCUAAGCCUGAUAGCACAGGAUCUAAGAUGUCUUCUUAUCAGACAGAACUGCCAGCCAAGGAAAAACCUGUUCUGGCCUCACAGAAGACAUUGGAGAAGCAUUCCCUGGAUGUGAUGUCUCUCGAAACACUGGAAAACACUUGUGAGGCAGAAGAUCUAUUUGAUGACAUCUAG
Nestor notabilis (Kea) is the source of this 678-nucleotide messenger RNA. RefSeq names its product X-ray repair complementing defective repair in Chinese hamster cells 4 (gene XRCC4). The record is from RefSeq and is a predicted model, not a curated record. Gene Ontology annotation, biological process: double-strand break repair via nonhomologous end joining; positive regulation of ligase activity; immunoglobulin V(D)J recombination. The annotation marks the transcript as partial. The transcript is spliced from 5 exons. Gene Ontology annotation, molecular function: DNA binding. Gene Ontology annotation, cellular component: nucleus; DNA ligase IV complex; DNA-dependent protein kinase-DNA ligase 4 complex. NCBI's taxonomy places the organism in Eukaryota, Metazoa, Chordata, Aves, Psittaciformes, Psittacidae.